Tachysurus vachellii is the source of this 4311-nucleotide messenger RNA. RefSeq names its product reticulon 4 receptor-like 1b (gene rtn4rl1b). Gene Ontology annotation, molecular function: protein binding. The record is from RefSeq and is a predicted model, not a curated record. Gene Ontology annotation, cellular component: plasma membrane. Lineage: Eukaryota; Metazoa; Chordata; Actinopteri; Siluriformes; Bagridae. The transcript is spliced from 3 exons. The coding region runs from base 710 to 2155 and encodes 481 amino acids.
CUCUCUUUCUUGUUUUUAUCUAGUGCGCAAACACACCGGUGUCGCGCCCUAACAGCGCCUUGCUGUCUCCUGUCUCCAAGCCGGAAAUGUGAACGCGAUGCUCUCAGAGGUGUAGUUGUACUGUAGCAGACACCACCACGCAGACACAGCUUCUUACUGGUGCUAAACACGGACUGGAUUGUCGUGUUGCUCCAAACAACGUUCACUAAACCGAUGGAUCGUAGAGACAAAGUUUAACUGGAGACGCUUCACUGACAGCAGCAGCGUGUGAUGCUCAUGUACACUCGGGGUUGUGUUGGAGUUUAACAUGAUCGCUCAGUUCAUGGCUCAUUUCUGGAUCUUUCUGGAUUCUGGCUGCAUGUAGGACCCGAAAAAUAACAAACAAAAAUAAAGAAAAAAAAUUCAACAUUUCGGACUGCAGGAUGCGUCCCUGCGCUGUUCUGCUCCUGAGCUUUAUCCAGGACCUGACAGGAGGAGAGUAGAUCCAGCAUCUGUGUAGAAUUCUAAUUCAGCCUGAACUCUCGCCUGCUGUGGGACUUUCAUCACGGACGGAGGUGAUCGCACCGACCGCCAAUGCCUUCACCCGACAUCCAGAGAAAACAGCAUUGCUUCAUAUCAUAUCAACAGUGAGAAAAUAAUCACAUCAGGACCGGAACGCAAGACUAAAUGAUCCCCAGAGGGGUUUAACGCGCACCAACACUUUUCCAACAUGUUUAAACGGGGCUGUGGGCUUGAGUUCCUGCUGGUGCUCUGUGGGUUGGAGCUAUCCUGGUCCUGCCCGCGCCACUGCAUCUGCUACACUGCCCCCAGCACCAUCAGUUGCCAGGCCCAUAACUUUCUCUCUGUUCCUGAGGGUAUUCCUCCCCACAGUGAGCGUAUCUUUCUCCAGAAUAACAAAAUACACCAGUUGCUGAGGGGUCAUUUUAGUCCCACUACAGUAACACUGUGGAUCUACUCUAACAACAUCACCUAUAUUGAGCCAUCCACCUUUCAAGGGUUCACUCUGCUGGAGGAACUAGACCUGGGAGACAACCGCUACCUGCGUUCUCUAUCUCCUGAGACCUUUCAUGGGCUUAACCGUCUUCAUGCCCUCCACCUGUACCGCUGUGGCUUGAGUGCACUGCCUAAUAACAUCUUUCAGGGCCUUCGCAAUCUGCAGUACUUAUAUCUGCAAGAUAACCACUUAGAGUACCUGCAGGAUGACAUCUUUGUGGACCUACACAACCUGAGUCAUUUGUUUCUUCAUGGGAACCGCCUGUGGAGCCUGCACGAAAACACCUUCAGAGGGCUGCGUGCUCUGGACCGGCUGCUGCUGCACCACAACCAGCUGCAGUGGGUGGACCGACUGGCUUUCCAUGAUUUGAAGCGCCUCACCACACUAUAUCUGUUCAACAACUCUCUGACAGAGCUAUCUGGUGAGUGCCUGGCCAUGCUAGGUGCUUUGGAAUAUCUUCGUCUCAACGACAACCCAUGGGAAUGUGACUGCAAGGCCUUGUCUCUGUGGGACUGGCUUAAGAGGUUCCGUGGAUCCACAUCUUCAGUGGGCUGUGUGGCCCCAGCCAGUCUGUCAGGAAAAGACCUAAAGCAGCUGAGAAAAGAAGACUUCCCCAAUUGCUCUGGAUCAGAGUCCCUGCACCAGAGCAAGACCAAGUCUUGGGCUGGAACAGACAAGGUCUCAUUGAAGCAAGAGCCUCAAGCUGGCCAGCCUCCACAACCACGGCCUCACCACCCCCACCUUGGUGAACAAUUCUCUCUGCCCACACCUUUGCCCCAACCUCCCCCUGCAGUUAAUGGAGUACAGGCAGGAACAGGAGAUUUCCCAAAUCCGGUCACUCCUCAGAGGUCUGGUCGUUCUCGGAACUGCACACGCCAGCAGAGCAGGAGCGGCAAAGGGAAAGGGCCCAAUGAAGUUCAUACAUCAAAAGAAAUGGCAGACAAGGAGUUUUCCUCUUCUGAUUUUACUGGGAAAUAUGGCCACACAUCCCCUGAUAGUUUGACCACACGGAGAAAGAAUAAAUGUACUCCCCGGACCACUGUGCGUCCCCCCAGUGGGGUCCAACAGGCCACCAACAUGGGCAAUUCCCAGUGGCUCCACCUUUCUCUUUCGAGUAUUGUGGGACUUCUUGUGCUGCUAAGUGCCAUAUUCAUCAUAUAAUGAACGUGAUGCUGGUGCAUUGUAGCUAAAGGAAAACAAUGCAGCUCUCAGAUCUACUCUAGCUCCAGCCUUCCAAGGCCUCUUUACAAAAGUCUCUGUGUGUGCAAGUGUGUGUGUAUGUUUUAGGGUUGGGAUGGGGGAUCAUUGUGUGUAUGUUUAAUAAUAUGUGUAAAAUACUGUUUAAGGUUCUUUGCCAGUUAGACACUGAAAUAGACACACAUGCUUAAGCAUCUUAUGCACAUAUCUGUGAAGUAGAUACAUUUGAGUGAACAACAGAUGCUUAAUAUGAGCAGGAGGACCGAACGAUUGAAUUGAAACAGAAGCAGUACAGGCAACCUAAACAUGCUUUCACUGCCAUUGUUGCCAAAAUAUUUACAUUUACAUCUAGACAUCUGUAACAUUAUCACAAGCAACAGCUAAAGAGCAAGACAUGCAAUUGGUAUAUAACAUGCAACUGAAAUGCUAGUUCUUAAAUGAAUGAAAAUAAUAGAAAUUGCCAAUUAUAAAAUUUAAAGAAUUGUGAUAUAAUCUUCACACAUUCACAUUUUGUUGCAUUUAAGUUCUCUUAUAUAUAAGUUGCAAAAAAUCAUCCAAAAAAAGUGUUAUUUGUAAAUCCAGUCAAGUUUUACCUUCAGUGUGUCCUGAGUCACAUUUGCUGGAAAAAACAUAAUGCUUUUUUCUCCUUCAGACAUCAGCUGAAUGUAAUCCUACACAUAAUUGCCUCAUCUGAAAUAUAUGUGCCGUGUAUUCACUUAAUCCCCGACCAUAAUGUGCUCAUUAUGGAAAUAAAUGAAUAAGUCGAGAAAGAAUCCAUGUAUAACAAAAUACCACAACUUUGCUAUUUUUAGUCUAAUUUGACUUUAGCAGAUUAAUUAGGAUUAACAGACAGAAACUGUUUUCUUUUUAAUUGUAUCUUUCUACGUAUUUUUAUUGCAGUAAUGUGCUGCCAAAUAUUCCUUUCUAGUUUUGCUGGCACUGAGAUAAAAAUACAUCGAACUCUUACAAUGACUUACACUCUUUCACCUGAACAGUCAGGCUAUAACCUACUUCAGCAUUUUACAGGGAAACGCAAUUAGUCAGUCAAACUACUCAAUUCCCUCAAACUAAGCAGACAAAUAGAUAAAAACAUAGAAAACGCCAAAAACUCUAUACAUAUAUCAUAUUUUGAGUUACUACAAGCAUCGCUUUAACAAACAUCUUCAUCAUUUGCACAGUUUGGAUUAUUUUGCAAAGACACAUUAUGGAGCCUAUUAUAACAAGCUGCUAUUAAUGUUUAACGAAGCAAACCGGGUACAUUUGCUUCAAGAACAGUGUGUGUAUGUGUGUGUGUGUGUGUGUGUGUGUGUGUGUGUGUGUGUGUGUGUGGGAUAUAAAGCUCUGAAAAUUUAAAGAGUUGUAUUUGUUUGUUGUCUUCUGUGUUUGUUUCAAUUGGCUGAGCUGGGAACUAGAGAUGACCUGCUAAUGGGGCAUGGAAACAGGAAGUGCCCUGGGAGGACUAAGGUCAAACUGGGAUGAACCUUUUCUUUUUUUUUUUUUUGCAAAUAUCCCUCUGUCUGAACUGCCUAUUAAAAUGGAAAACCUUUUACUCUUAGAAGGCUGUGAAAUCAACAAUCCAAUAAUACUAAGAAGAAAAGGGACAAUAUUCCUUCAAAUAACUUGGUGUGAUGUAUAAUAGUGAUUUUCAACAUACCAUGGCCAAAAAAAACACUUUUCAGAGCCAUUGGACAAAAAAACUGGAGUCUGGGAGAAAGACAAUUUGUCUGUGCUGGACAGAGGGAAAAGUCUGGAUGGAUGUUCAAUCUCCAGUUCCAGGUCCAGGGAACGGCUUGAGAAUUGUGCCUCCUCUAAUGAGAAAUUCUUUGUAAAAUAUGAUAAACUGUAAACAGUUUCGUCAGCCAGUAGAUGGACUUGUGACUCAGAUAAUAUUGGUACCAUGAAAAAAACCAUGAAUGAAUGACAUUUAUGAUGACAACAGGGUUUUUUACUUCUCAAGCAGAGAAGUGCAUUUCUUCACAUUUUUUGCUUUCUUAUUUUUUAUUUGAUUCUUACAUGCUUUAGAAUCCAUUUUUAAAGAAACUGCACAAUCCUUCUUCCUUCACUCUAUGCCCUCUGUCUGUCUCUUUGUCUGUCUCUCUGUCUGUCUCUCUCUUUCUCUU